Messenger RNA from Pseudomassariella vexata, 986 nucleotides. RefSeq lists its product as uncharacterized. The record is from RefSeq and is a predicted model, not a curated record. Lineage: Eukaryota; Fungi; Ascomycota; Sordariomycetes; Amphisphaeriales; Pseudomassariaceae. The transcript is spliced from 2 exons. The coding region runs from base 8 to 529 and encodes 173 amino acids.
CAUCCACAUGGCACAGGUGAGACGCAACCACCGACCAAUUCAAUCCAUAUCUACUACUUCAACCUCCAGUAACCUAAGCACAGGCAUCCGAAUCUCACGCCUACAUGAGCUCGACACAGGACUAGUUUGCAGUGCAGUAUUGAACAAUCGACAUCAUGGGAAAGCGUUCUCUUCGGAGGCAGCAGCGAUUCCCGGUUGGGGCCUGGGACACUCGGUAUGUUGCGCGGUGCGUGCUAUGUCUCGGAUCCUUCCCAUAUCGCAAUGUCCCGGCCCCAGGAACAGGCCGCUUGGUCCAUUGGGACCGAAAGCGGAGUCUCUCAAUCUCCUGAGCACCAGAUCAAAGCGCUACGUACCCUGUGGUUCCAAAGCCUGCAGGAGCAUGGCCCCGAUAUGGAAAGUGACGUGGAGCAAGGUACCAGGGCCGACGAUGACGACGAACAUGUUCUGCAGGUUUACAACCAUGUGUCCUAACACAACAACUUGCGCCCCAUGUCCAAUUCAACAAGAGUUAUGUUCUUCUCUCCCAUAGUACCGCUUUCGGAACUCCCAUCAUCCAAGUCACGCUAUUAUGGCGACAUAUUCCCCAGAGAUCAGGCCCGGGAGCUAAUCAAAUUCUGGCUCGCCAGAAAGCUAUGCGAGUUCGGGAACGGGCCCGAAAGGCUUUUCGAAGAGAAGCUGCAGCUCGAAGCGGUUACUCAGCAGUUUCUAAACGCCUUUCUUGGAUGCAAAAAUGCGCGAGGUAGAACGCAACUAGAGAUUUGCAGAGACGAGUCCGAAGCCGUUCAGUGGGCUCUACAGUCGGGGCUCGGGGCUGGGAGCUUCACCUUGAGAGGCCACGUCGUCUAUUUUUGGGCGGAGGCGGUGGGUCUUGUGUUCGAAGAUAACUAGCAGUUGUCCGAGGAGGUCGAUAGACUAUACUACACAAUCAUUUCCAUAGAUAAUCCUCCAAUGUAAGAUAGAUCGCAAAUAAUUAUGCAAAUCACCAC